AUGGGUCUUGGAACGUGGUCCAUUCGAUCAGAGUUUGACGAUUUGCUAUUUCGCCAUGCUUCGAAGUGCGGCACAACUGUGUUCGACAACACAAGAGUCACUGAACUUCAGUUCGAGGGCGAAAGACCUGUUUCAGCCAACUGGAGGAAUACCAGCACCGGAACAGAGGGCCAUAUCUCUUUCAACUACUUAAUUGAUGCGUCAGGAAGGAAUGGGCUCAUGUCCACAAAGUACCUCAAUAAUAGACGCUAUAAUCAGGCCCUCAACAAUGUUGCAUGCUGGGGAUACUGGGAUGGAACGGGCUCUUAUAUGCCCGGUACCACUCGCCAGAAUGCUGUCUGGAUCGAAGCACUUGAAGACGAGUCUGGAUGGGCUUGGUUUAUCCCUCUUCACGAUGGAUCUACAUCUGUGGGAAUUGUGAUGGAUCAAGAGUCAAGCAACCGCAAGAAGAAGGUUUCCCGUGCGGCCUCAGGAGGAUCUGGCUCAAAUCUUCUGACUCAUUAUAUUGAAGAGUUGAGCAGAGCUCCUGGAGCCCUCAAAUUGAUCGGAAAGGGCACUCUUCAAAACGACGGCACACCGGAAGCUGUCAAAUCUGCGAGCGAUUUUAGCUACUCUGCUUCCUCUUAUGCUGGGGAUCAUUUCCGCGUGGUAGGGGAUGCUGGAGCAUUCAUUGACCCGUUCUUCUCGUCCGGUGUCCAUUUGGCUUUCACAGGAGGACUUUCGGCUGCUCUCACGAUUUCUGCGUCGAUUCGAGGACUGUCCAGCGAAGAGGACGCCCAACGCUGGCACACCGCAAAGGUUGGCAGCUCUUACACGAGGUUUCUUCUUGUAGUCCUUGGGACCUACAAACAGAUCCGCAAUCAGGACAUGCCAGUCAUGAGCGAUGUGGAUGAGGACAAUUUCGAUAAAGCCUUUGACAUCCUCAGGCCGGUGAUACAAGGAACAUCAGAUGUUGGCAAGACGUUAACGGAAGACGAACUGCAGAAAACUAUGGACUUCUGUCGUCACAUAUUUGCACCAACUGAUCCCGAGAUGCACGCUGCAGUCAAAUCUAGGUUGGAUGAUACCCUAACGUCCCCAAACGGAUUCGUCAUGUUAGAAAGUGCCAUCGACCGCGUGCUCGGAAAUACUGACGAGGAGGCUAAGAUCGUGUUGAGUGAGAUCAAUGCGCGAAAGCCAAUCCAUACGCUGUACAACCCUACGGAGAACUUUGGUGCGGAGGAACACUUUGGUUUCAAAGCUGUCUUGGAACGAGGGAAAUUGGGUUUGGUGAUUGCAUAGACGUUGCUAGUAAUAGAGUUGUCACGUUUCAAGACCGAGUUGUUCGCUGUCACGACUGCAAAGUAAAUCUAGACAGAGUGUACCAUAGAGUAGAACGUACACAUGGAGCCUUAGAGUACUUAGGUUCAGUGAUUCGCCUCACCGAAUUGAAAGUUGAAAUGACGC
Molecule: messenger RNA, 1446 nt
Organism: Suillus clintonianus
Lineage: Eukaryota; Fungi; Basidiomycota; Agaricomycetes; Boletales; Suillaceae
Exons: 8
Coding region: 1-1281 (426 amino acids)
Molecular function (GO): monooxygenase activity
Source: RefSeq, a predicted model, not a curated record